AUGGGAAAGAGCGUCCAUGUGGUGCUGCUGGCCGGUGGCUACUCUACGGUUAUUGCGCAAGGCGUAUCCGUUGCGGCUGAGGCUGCAGGGUCGCCCGGCAAGCUGACGGGUGCACUGGCGGCUGCCACAUCCAUGGGAUCAGCAGUGGUUCCAGCACUGCUGCCCCUGGACGGCGCACCGGCCCUAGUACGGCUGCUCAAGGCCUUGAAGGCGGUGCGGCGAAUCACUCUUGCUGCCGUGUGGGUGGUCCACAACGAGAGCGACACGGCACGGAUCAUGGGACCAGGCGGGCUGUUUGGCCCCUCACCCGCAUCCGACCUGGGUCUCCCUGCCGUCAACUUCCUGUCCAACGGCGCGUCGGGGCCCGACAACUGGCGCGGCGAAACCGCGGAUUUCAGAUCCGCGCUGGCCGCCAUCCUCAAAUCCGGAUCCAGCGAUGCAUGUGUGGCGGGCAUCUCCUGCACCCUGGCCUUCAUGCCCAACUACAACCUGCAGCGCCUGUUGGAGCACUCGUACCUGCGGAACCGCGAUGUGCUGGGCUUCAGCUUACUCAACGGAGUAGAUGUGGCGCUGCUGGGGUCGCAGGGUCACUUGGAGACGGUUCCGGGGGAUGACCUCGCACUGCCACGGCUCGAGCGACUGCGGCCCCUCAGCGAUGUCAGCCCCGGGGCUAAGGUAGCGGAACCGUACCUGUUCCUGCGCCCCGAAACCGCGGCGGCGGUGGCCAGCGGUGCCGGCGGUCCCAGCGGCUGGCUGCAGGGCCUGGGCAGCGGCCUGAUGGAAGCGGGCACGUACAUAGCCGGCAUCGACCUCAUGUUUGGGCGGUACAACCUGCGGACGGCGGAGGCAGCCGACUACGCAGACAGGUUCUUCGCGUUCUGUUCCACAGCAGCCACCGACCCCGCCAAGGUCGGCCUCAAGCCAGACGCCGUGCUGAGGCCGUACGAUACAAACCCCGGCGGCACCCAACCCGAGUUGCCGCCGGUCCCCGCCGCGGGCUCCUUUAUCGGGCGGAGCACGGCAGCAAAUUUCCGGUUUGACGUGCUGGACGGUACGGCCAAGUCCGACUCGGCGCUCCAUGGCACCGACUACGAGGCCUUCACAAAGAUGGCGGCGGCCUUCAACAGCCGUUUCUUCGGCGAUGCUGCCACCAGCAAGGCCGCAGCCGCAGGCAUGAAGCACUAUCUGCUGCCUCCCACCUUUUAUAUGACCGCCUACCGUCGCCAGGGCGCCGAUAUCAUGCUGUGAGGAUUCCGGGGCGUGGCGAGCUUCAGAAGCGGUGGCAGCUUCGGUGCUAUCGGGUCGCCGGGCGCUGCGCCGGCCUGCGGAUUAUGUGACGUUUGGUAGACCAAGGCAUUAAUGGCCACCGCUGGUGAUUCCCCAAG
Volvox carteri f. nagariensis is the source of this 1385-nucleotide messenger RNA. RefSeq lists its product as uncharacterized. Lineage: Eukaryota; Viridiplantae; Chlorophyta; Chlorophyceae; Chlamydomonadales; Volvocaceae. The transcript is spliced from 11 exons. Bases 1 to 1248 code for a protein of 415 amino acids. Gene Ontology annotation, molecular function: protein binding. The record is from RefSeq and is a predicted model, not a curated record.